This is a messenger RNA of Penaeus vannamei (Pacific white shrimp), 2117 nucleotides long. The record is from RefSeq and is a predicted model, not a curated record. NCBI's taxonomy places the organism in Eukaryota, Metazoa, Arthropoda, Malacostraca, Decapoda, Penaeidae.
CAAAAGUGAGAACCGGUCAGACUUUGAAGAGUGAACAUCAACGUGUAAGAGUGAUCAAUCUUUAAAAAGUACCGAACUCAGUGAAGUGAAAGCUUAUGAACGGAAACUUUGAUCUUGAUCCAGGUGAAGAACCUGGAAAAGACAAUGAAAUGAUAUACGAACACCAGAAAAACAGCAGAAGACGAGACAGUGAUAGCGAAGAUUGCCCAUACACCAAACAAGCAAGAAACGAAGAAACCGGCAAACAGACCACGGAGAACCAUACCUACGGAACAGUAACUCAAGAACACAGAACCGCAGCCAUGGUUAAGAUCCAAAAAUAGAAAAUUAGAUGUCUGCAUAACUAGAAUAAUAACUAAGCACACAAGACUAAAUAAACACCUACAUAGAAUGAAAAUAACAAAUGACCCUUACUGUAGAUGGUGUCAUAAUCAAGAAGAAGAUAUAGAACACUUAAUCCUACACUGUCCAAGAUUCCACUCCAGCAGAACAAAAUUGAAAGAAGCCUUAAGAAAAAUCAAAGUAAUCAACCCUAACAUAAACUUAUUAUUCACAGGUGCAGAUCUCUCCCCAACAGAAAAGUUUUAUACUCUUAGACACACCAAAAUCUUUUUAAGAAAAACCAAACUAACAGAGAUCAUAUAAAAGAAAGAAUAGAAAAGAAAAAAGAUCCAGGGGAUAUAGACUAUGCAAAAGUCUAAAACCCUAUAAAAGAAGAAAGAAGAAGAAGAAGUCUGUGUGGGGGAAAUCUUGUUGCAUUAGUAUUUUGAAGAUUAAGAUAUUGAUUUGCUGACAGAAUAGCUUCCCAUCAGCCAUGGCAGAUGACUGGAAGGAGAAGAUCAUCCAGGAGAAAUUAGGAGGAAAGAGGGACUGGACAGACAGCGAAAGGGCGGAACUCUGUCGCCAAUUGGACCAGGAUUUAGACAAACACCUUGACACAGUCAGCCAGUCCAAAUUUGAAGAUGGGUGGACUGAAGAGAACUGGAGAGAUAAAAUGGCAGAGCAUCCUCUUUUUGCACCUUACGUUCAAGAAGAUGGUUCAGCUGUGGCAGAGGCACCAAUAAAUCCACUGAGUGAGGGAUUGGCACAACUCAAGUUUGACCCAGAGCACAAUACCCCAACGGAAGUGGCAAUGAGCUAUAAGGAAGAAGGUAUCUUGCAGUUCAAAUACAAGAAGUAUCGGCUGGCAGUCGCUAAUUUCUCAGAAGGGCUGAAACAAGUGUGCCCAGACAGAGAAUUAAAUGCACAGCUUUUAAACAAUCGAGCUGCAGCACAGUGGCACCUUGAGAAUAAUCGAUCAGCUAUCAGGGACUGUGAAUUAGCUGUCAAAUUAAAGCCAGACUACACGAAAGCCAUUAUGAGGGCAGUCGAUUGUGCUGUUAGAAUGAAAUCCUGGGACGAAGUUAUCACUUGGUGUGACCGAGGCCUCAGAUUAGAACCAGGCAGCGAUAAGCUCAAGAAAACUAGAAUAACGGCUAUGAAAGAAAAGAAAAUUGCAGAACGUAAUGAGCGCAAGAAGCUGCAGGAGGAGAAGAAGAAAGAGUUUGAGGAGAAAAAUCUGAUCAACAUCAUUGAGGGUCGUGGUGUUAAGCUUGGGAGUGCUGAGGUGAAGGGGUCUGCGUCGGUCACACUAGCAGACUUAGAACCCUGUCAUCCAGCGGCGCAGGGAUCUCGUGUACACAUAAACGAAGAUGGUGAACUGGUAUGGCCAGUCAUGCUUCUUUACCCAGAAUACCAUGAGACUGAUCUCAUUCAAGAAUUUACAGAAAGUAAUUGCUUCGAAGACCACCUUAAUGUAAUGUUUGGCGAGGGCACACCAGCUGCACCAUGGGAUACAGAGAGAAAGUACCUUCCUCAAAAUAUGGUUUUAUACUUUGAGGACCAAGAGAAAAGCAAACUGUAUGAGGUGGACCCCAAGAAGACCCUUCAGCAAGUGCUUGCACAUCCAAAAUAUCGAGUUUUGGGUGGAACUCCGGGCUUCAUUGUACUUACCCGAGGAAGCAAAUUUGCCAAAGAAUUUUUGUCAAAGUAUGAAUGUUAACAUGAUAAAAGGGAACUAAAUGUGGAGUUUAAGGACAGGGACUAUACAUCUAUAAUAAAUCUUAUACCACAAUUUU